Molecule: messenger RNA, 1112 nt
Organism: Pieris brassicae (large cabbage white)
Lineage: Eukaryota; Metazoa; Arthropoda; Insecta; Lepidoptera; Pieridae
Product: chymotrypsin-1-like
Exons: 5
Coding region: 23-796 (257 amino acids)
Biological process (GO): proteolysis
Molecular function (GO): serine-type endopeptidase activity
Source: RefSeq, a predicted model, not a curated record
GCUAUCACCAAGGCAGCGAGAAAUGAAAAAAAUCUUCCUAUUUUUCGUCCUCAUCGGAGUGACUGUGGGCAAAAUUGAUAUAGAACAAAGAAUCCUUGGCGGUCAGGAUGCUUCCGAAGGAUUAGCUAAGUGGCAGGCGUCUAUAAGAUUCGGUUAUUGGCAACACAAUUGCGGCGCUAGUGUCCUCAAUGAAAGAUGGCUUUUAACUGCUGCUCACUGCAUGUACAGUUACGGGCAAUAUCUAUCCAUGCUGAGCGUGGUGGUCGGUACCAACCAUCUCCGAACCGGCGGUCAAAGAUACAACCUCGAGUCGUACAUACUUCACGAGAACUACAACCCUACGACUCAGGCCAACGACCUGUGUUUAUUAAAAACAUCAACACCAAUCGUUUACAACGAUAAAGUUCAACCAGCCGUAAUGCCAACCGAGGAAACGCCACCCGGCUCAAACCUCAUGUUGACUGGAUGGGGAGAAAUGGGAACCGAUGGCGACAUUCCCGACAAUCUGCAAAUGUUAAACUUCACAUCUAUAGGCACCAAGGAAUGUGAUGACAAAUACAAGGAAUUCUACGGAAAACGUGGGAAAUCUUUUCCCAUCACUGACAAACAGCUCUGUAUGACUGCCAAUCAAGGAACCGGAGGAUGUAAGGGAGACUCUGGCGGUCCCAUCGUUAAAGAUUUGUCGUUAGUUGGUGUCGUGUCUGUUGGUGUUGUACCCUGCGGCUAUGGCGUACCAGAAGUGUCGACUAAUGUGAUCAAAUACGUUUCUUGGAUCAAGCAACAUACAGGAAUGUAAAUUUCAAGAGUCCUUUACUGGCUGUACCAGACUAGCAGAAUAAAUAUUAUUUUAAUGACCAUGAAUGCCAUCGUCAAUGUAGUGCAUGUACUAACAUGAGCCCAUUUUAUACAGCUAAUCUAGAAGGAAACGUGUAACAGUUGAAAUGUCUUAAAUUCGUAAUAUAUACACGUUUUAUUACCCAUUCCUACUUAAAGUUUCAAACUUUUUUUAUAUUUUUUUGCUUGUUGUGAUUUUAUAUUUUGUAUAAUCAGAUAUAGUAAUAACUAGUUUGGCCGUAAGUUCUGUUACAAAUAAAAUGCAUUUUUUCAACUUU